Molecule: messenger RNA, 3069 nt
Organism: Vitrella brassicaformis
Lineage: Eukaryota; Vitrellaceae
Source: the annotation of a GenBank genome assembly
CUGGCAUCAUGAUGGAUGUUUGUCUCAAACAAAUAAGGCAGGCGGACAACGAAUGCGGUAUGGCCCAACUACACCCAUACAUACAAAAGUCCCCACUUCUGUCUGUCAUUCAUGUCAAGCCAUGAGGGAGGGAAUGAACGUGUAUCGUUCACGCUAAAGGCACCUUCACCAGGAUCACACCAGGGGAGCCCAGACGCCACCGCAGCCGACGCGAUAACUGAACAGCCAGCCAGCCAGCCAGCCAGAGAGACGUGACAGGGCCGUCGGCUGUCGUGCGUCUAUGUCGCACCAGGAAUGUCUGUAUGGCGCCGGGCAGCUUCGGCCCCAAGUGCUUCUCACUGUGCAAACCACGGCCCUACACAACACACAAUACACAAUACACAAUACACAAGCACCACCGAAGUGUGCGCCGUCGUCACCCUGCCGUCAUCUUCCUUCUCACCGUGACAACGUGCAUCAGAAUCGGCUGGCCUGGAUUUGGUGGCGGUUGACUUCUGAGCGGAGUCACACACCACAACACAAUGGACGUAGGCAGGCAGGCAGGCCUACAGAUAGAUGCAUGCAUACGUCAUGUGUUUCUGCAGCCGAUCCAUUCGCAUCUCGACGUACACCACCGCCUCGUCCACAUAAAACCCGUGAAGGUCCACAUAAAACAGCCCCCGGUCAGCGCCCCCCGCCGCCUCCCCCGGCCCGUUGUGCAUGGCCCUCAGCUGUGUCGAAUGGACGUCGAUAAGCUCGUCCGCCAUGCGGAACAGAGCCUCACGCAAUCUGUCCCGCUCCGUCUGAGCCCGGCUGUCGGCCUCUGACGCCAUGGUUUUCUCCCUGUAAGCUUCGUCGUGACGGCGCAUAGAGAAACUGGCAGCCGCAUUCCUGCACCGACCAUGCACACAUUGGAGAGGGUAAGUGUGUGGCUCGGUUGCAUGGAAAAGAUGGGGUGGGGUGCAGCGCACCUUUUGAGCAUGGCGGCGCUCUUGACCAGCGCCUCGUAUCCACCUCGCAUCCGAUCAAGCUGUAGCAAGUUGAUCUGCCGCAAACCCUGAUGCAAUCAACAAUUCCAAGAUAGCGAAUGUGCCUGCAUACGUAUGCAGGUCAUUCCAUUUCACCUGUGGGGUCUCUUCGAAUGGCAGUGUAGAGUCCCCGACGAACUGUCGCAGCACGUGACGCGCACGCUUCCCCGGAACAGCGGGCGAGACACUGAUCGGCUGCGGCACCGGCGACCGCCUCACAGCAGCAGCGUCACUGUCGUCAACCGGAGAGUCGUCCCUCCCUAUAAGCAGCCGUUUUGGCUCUGGUGAUAUAGGUGACCCCGCUGCCGCCCUCUCCCCCGCUCCCUGGUAGACUGGAGGCCCUUCUGGGUGAGGAAUAAGCCCGAAUACCUCCGCAAGAUGCUGCUCCGUGGCUGUUGCGUUCUUGCCCAGACCCUCAAAGCACUGCUUGAUGUCCUGCGGGUCCACAUGGGGGAACUGCUCUCUCAGCCGCUCUUCCUUCCAUUUGUCGGCUGCUGGUAGCCCAGCUCGCCAGCUGUCCUGAUCGGAAGACGUCUUGAUGGCUGACGCGGCAUUGGGAGUGCGGGGGUCAGUGGAUGUCACGACGUAGGUCACAUCGCGAUGUCGCUCUCGAGACGGCUUAUGGAUCGACGGAGCCACGGGGGAGUGAGACUGCUGUUUGGGCCUCGGUGCCGAUUUGGUGAACCGCUCUUGACGCAGACGGGCUUUCCGAGAUAGCUGCUGGUCAGACUUGUCCCCAACGCCAGUAAGAUCUUUCUCAGAUGCUUGCCCUGGCUGCUGCCCCUCCUCCCUCUCCCCAAUGGUUGAAUCGAUGAACUCAAUUGUCUUCUGCAGCUCCAUUUCGUGCUCGUCGAGGAACAGGGAGAGGCUGUCCUCAUCAAUCCGGUCACCAUAAAGCGCUGCUAAGAUGCCCAGGGAGUCCUCCUUGCUGUCUGAUGGCGGGGGCGGCUCGCUCCCGACGGCACGCGGGACCGCCGCAUCAAUGGCGGGGCUCGUCGGCAAUGAUAUAGACACGGCCGGCGGUGAUACGAGAGGCGCGUCCGUGUCUGUCGAUGGAAUGCCUUCGGGGAAAGGCGCCGCAGAAGGGAAGAGGGGGCUCGAGACGGACGAUGACGGGCCUGAUGAUGAUGAGUCGUCGGUGAUGGUUGCUGACCGGCUGGCCUCGAGGAUCUCUGUCAGUGCAGCUACUGAUUGACGAAAGUCGCCUCCGCACCAGUCCAUCACAUCUGAGGAACACCGCACGCAGACCAGACAUCUGUGUAUUGUCCAUCAUCUUCUCACGUUCUAUGUCCGUCGGGGAGAGAUUGACGCUACGCUUCGACCUGAAAAACUCUUCAAGAGCCUUAACGCACCCCUCUCUCGUCAGCAAUGACAGAAGUGAUCCACUCGUGUCAGCCAACUGCUGGCCAUGGUCGGCCGACUCCUCAGCACCUCCAUCUUUCUCAGCAUUGCUGGAAGGCAGCAGCCGACUAACGACCUCAUUCAUGUCGCCCCCGCAGCCAGCAUAAGUCCGGCUGAUCACUCCCUCAGAGCAGUCAGACGCCAGCAAUUCCUUCAGAAAAGACAGCUCAGCCGCAGACGGCUCGGUGGCCUCAGUUGCAGCAGCCGGCGGCGGGUCCGGCGGCAUGGUUGCGUUGGUGGCUGAGUGCAGCAUCACAGACUCUGCGAUGGCCUCCUCUGUGGCUGCGUCGAAAGGCUCUGAUGCCGGCGGCUGUGGCUGCAUUUGCUUGAGCACCUGCUCCGUCUUGGAGAGAUUCUUGCCACAGCCGAGGAAGACCUCGCGGAUGACAGUCGCUGCACAGAAUCACACAGGAACACAUUCAUGAAUAUGUUUUGGCAUGCGCGCAUUUCUGGUUGUGCUGCGUUCGCACCAUCAAUGGAUGGGUACUUGUCGCCAAGCGCCGACACCAUAAUCGACUCCAUCUUCCCCAAUCAGAUCAGACAGUCACCACUGGAAGACAAUUAUUAAUCACACGACCAAGCCGCAAUGUAUGAACAACAUCAAGUCACGGUGCCUAUGACAAGCAUGUGGCUGUAUCCUCUGUAUCCUCUUCCCCUUUCC